CGCUCCUGCAGCUCGCGGUGAACGAGAAACGAACGGAUUUAUUGUCACAAAACGGGAUAAACAAUCGCUCAAACAUGGAUUUGGACUCCAUGAAAUACGCAGAACUGCAAAGGCUCGCGAAAGAGCUCGGGCUUAAAGCGAACAUGAAGGCUGAUAAACUCCUGAAAGCCAUAAAGCAGCAUUAUCAACGAGAAAAGAGCAACGAGGAGAACGUUCAGGAACAAAAUAAUGAUGCUGCAGUUGUCCAAGAGGAUGAAGAUGUGGCUCAGGUUAGUCAAGAUGCAACUGGUAAAGAAGAAGCUUCCAGCUCUACUGUGUUUGUGAACACACGUCGAGGGAAGGGACACUGUACCAAGAGAAAGAGCCCUGAGGCUGCAGCAGUGACUGAGUGUGAUCCUGAGAUGCCUCCAAAUGAUGCAGAGGGUGACAUUGUCAUGGAUGCACCCCGCAAUGCCAGGGGUGCUAAGAAGAGGAGGCUGUCCUCAAUCAAGGAUUCUGACAGAACUGAGGCUGAGCUUUCUGAGAAUCCACAGACUUCUGUCAGUGAGCAGCAGCCUGAUAUUAAGGAUGAAGCACCUGUGUGUGGUGAAGCAGAAAAAGCACCAAAAGUGACCAAAGCUGGUAAAAUCCCUCGGCUCCAGCAGAAGAACAAACCUUUGCUGAAACCUGUCACUCCCAACUUCAAGAAACUCCAUGAGGCGCAGUUUAACAAAAUGGAGUCUAUCGAUUCUUAUUUCCAGCGAAGGACGAAGCAGAAGGAGACCCUCAAAAAUCCAGACAAAGAAUUGAAGAAGACUUCAGACAAAACUAAACCACAGCAAGUUGAAGGCAAAGCUCAAUUGAAGAAAAAUCCCACCCGUGCUACCAUGUUCAGCCCUGCCCCGGUGAACAAGAAAACAGCUGAAGAAAAGCGCAGACACACUUUGCUCUCAGCCAGCAAACCUCCUCCAAAUAAAACUGCCAAGAAGGAAAGUGUUCCAUUCAGACCGUCUGUCCUUUCCACUCGCAGGAUCAACGUUCGAUUCUCAGAAGCUACCCGUGACAACGAGCACAAGCGGUCUUUGGUGAAGACGCCAGCUCGCAUGUCCCCCUGCCUGGCCUCCAGCACCCCACAAAGACAGACCGCUGAUGCAGGAAAACCCAACAGUGUCAAGACUUCAGCUUUAUCUGCCACAAAAACUCCAGGAACGUUCGUUUUCACCGGCAACACGAGCGCUUUGACGACACCUGGAACACAAAAGAAACCCACCUUUGAUCUGAAGGCGAGUCUGUCUCGUCCGCUCACCUACAAGCCUCAUACAGGUAAACUGAAGCCAUUCGGAGACGUCAAAGAAAACACAGCAGGAAACAAGUCUCUGAUCGCAAAUACACAUCAGGAGAUUUACAAACAGCACACAGUCCAGUCGAGAGACGACAGGAGAGCGAAACACAAGGAAGACCGCAAGCAGAAGAAAGAAAACAUGCUUGGGGCAAGAAGAGGCCUCGUCAUGAUGUAAAAAUAUAGCGCUUUUUGUUGUCGUUUGUACAGCCUGCUGUUCUACUGUAAAUAUGUUGUCAUCUGCAGCAGACACAUUUGUUUCUGCUGUCUCUAGUAGCCUGUUGUAGGAAAAUAGCUCACGUCUUCUGUCCGGCCAGAGUUUUAUUUAGGUUUGACUCAUGCAUUUACUAAUACGCCUUUUAGCUCUGAAUGAUGCAUUUUUGUAUUUCGAUGUGUAGAAAGUCGAUGUCCUGUCUUGCUGCAUUUGUUAUUAAACAUUUUGUUUUCUUUUUUACCUUUUUGGGAGGAUAAGACCUGAUUAUAAAAGAGACUCAAAAGAUUUUUGUCUUUGUAUUCUCAAUCUUUAAAAUAAAUUUGCUAGUGCAGUUUU
This is a messenger RNA of Stegastes partitus (bicolor damselfish), 1868 nucleotides long. RefSeq names its product nucleolar and spindle associated protein 1 (gene nusap1). Gene Ontology annotation, cellular component: mitotic spindle; nucleolus; microtubule. Gene Ontology annotation, biological process: mitotic chromosome condensation; establishment of mitotic spindle localization; mitotic cytokinesis. Gene Ontology annotation, molecular function: microtubule binding. The coding region runs from base 75 to 1496 and encodes 473 amino acids. Lineage: Eukaryota; Metazoa; Chordata; Actinopteri; Pomacentridae. The record is from RefSeq and is a predicted model, not a curated record. The transcript has 12 exons.